AUGGCUCCUACACCUCAAGAGACGGCCUUCGAGCAGGUCCCCCCCAAGGAGACCGUGCACAGACCCUUGACUGGAAAUGAAGUCGUUAUCAGUGGGAUAUCGGGGAUAUUUCCCAAGUCUAACAGCGUCCUGGAGUUUAUGAACAAUUUAUACAAUAAGGUGGAUAUGGUGACCACAGAGAAUCCGCGAUGGAUUUUCAACCACCCUGAAGUACCUAAGCAUUUGGGAAAGGUAAACGGAAUGGGAAAGUUCGACGCUCAGUUCUUCCGGGUCCACUUCAAGCAAGCCUGCACCAUGGAGCCGAUGAGCAGGAAACUUCUGGAACACGCGUACAGCGCCAUCUAUGAUUCUGGUAUUAAUCCCCUUCAAUUGCGUGGUUUGAAAGUGGGAGUGUUCAUCGGAUCGACCUUCUCCGAAUCUGAGAGAAUUGUCAUUUAUGAAAAUGUACAGCGCAACGGUUUCGGCAUCACCGGAUCUAACAAAGCUAUGUACGCGAAUCGUAUUUCCUAUUGGAUCGACGGUAAGGGACCGUCGUAUGCAUUGGAUGUGGGAUGCGGUAGCUCCAUGGCGUGCCUGGAGUACGCAUAUAAAUCAAUCAGCUCGGGACAGUGCGACGCAGCUAUAGUCGGAGGCUGCAAUCUAUGUAUGCAGCCCACCAUCUCUCUGAACAAUAAAAGAGCUGGUUUUCUAUGUAUGGAUGGAAAAAGUAAAUGCUUCGACAAGAACAGCGACGGUUAUGUGAGGUCGGAUGCAAUUAGCGUAUUAUUUUUGCAGAAAGCUAAACACGCAAAGAGAAUUUAUUCAGAAGUGUACUAUGCAAAGGGGAAAUAUGGUUUGAAGGGAACUGAAAAUUUUUGCGCUGUCCGCGACCCACAAGAGAUACAAGAGUUUUUGGAAGCUUUCUACUCGUCUAUUAACGUGUCGCCGAAAGAUGUGGAAUAUAUAGAGGGCCAUGGAUCUGCUAAUGCUACAGCAGAAAGUAAUGAGCUUCAAGCAAUUGCAAAAGUGUUUGCAAAAGACGAGCCUAUAAAAAUUGGCAGUGUCGUGUCUAAUAUGGGCCACAGUGAACCCGCUUUUGGAACCUGCGCUCUGACUAAGGUCUGUCUUGCAUAUCAUCAAGGUAGCAUACCAGCUAACCUUCAUUACAAUGAACCGCACGAUGAAAUACCUGCAGUACGCGAAGGUAAAAUUCAAGUAGUGAAUGAACAGACUCCAUUUGGAAGGGGCUUCUCCGCUUUAAAUUGUUUCUCUUACACUGGAGUUAACAUUCAUGUUUUAUUAAAAGGACAUUACAAAGAAAAGAAUCUAGAACGCUAUAAGUGCAGCAUCCCACGCAUGGUUUUCGUGUCUGGAAGACAGGAAUCUUCUGUAAACCACGUGUUCGACUUAUUGAAGAAUCAACCUGUGGAUCCAGAGCAAAUUGGACUCUUACAUAACAUCCAUGAGAAUGAAAUACCUGGACAUAUGUGCAGGGGUUAUAUUAUUCUUGAUACAAAUGAACAGAACGAAACUGUUAAUGUUGCCGAGAGUUUAGACCACUACCCGGGUAUCAAUAGACCAUUAUGGUUCGUCUACAGCGGUAUGGGGUCGCAAUGGGCUGGAAUGGGCGCAGGUCUUAUGAGUAUACCCAUUUUUGCAGCAGCUAUUGAAAAAUGUCAAAAGGUUCUGGAACCGAAAGGAAUCGAUUUAAUUCAUAUCUUAACUCACCCAGACAAAAGCAUUUAUGAUAAUAUAUUGCAUUCUUUUGUUGGAAUCGCGGCAGUUCAAAUUGGUUUGACUGACAUUCUUAAAGAAUUGGGAGUUGUUCCUGACAAUAUUAUUGGUCACAGUGUGGGAGAACUGGGAUGCGCCUAUGCAGACGGUUGUUUUACUGCUGAGGAAAUGAUUCUGUCAGCGUACAGUAGAGGACUGGUUUCCAUUCAAACACCAUUCAUUCGUGGAUCAAUGGCUGCCGUCGGUAUUGGACAUGAAGCGAUCUUAGCUCUAUGCCCGCCAGAGAUUGAGGUGGCUUGUCAUAACAGUUCAGACUCUUCGACCAUAUCAGGCCCUGCUGAUAUCAUGAAGGAAUUCGUCAGCGAUUUGACUGGUCGUGGUAUAUUCGCUAAAGAAGUGCCAUGCUCUAACAUUGCCUACCAUUCACGAUAUAUCGCUGAAGCUGGUCCUGCAUUAUUGAAAUAUCUGAGUGAAGUUAUCAAAACUCCAAAGGAGCGCAGUCCGAAAUGGGUAUCAACAUCCGUACCUCAGGACCAGUGGGAAGAACCGAAAGCAAAAUAUUCGUCAGCUGAAUAUCACACCAACAAUCUACUGAAUUCAGUGCUCUUCGAAGAGACUUCAAAACUGAUUCCGGCAAAUGCUCUAGUGAUCGAAAUAGCUCCUCACGGACUGCUGCAAGCUAUCUUGAAGAGGUCUCUAAAUGAGUGUGUACAUGUUCCUUUGACUAAAAGAGGGAACACUGACCCUGUUAAAUAUCUGUUGGAAGCUAUCGGAAAGUUGUAUCAAGCCGGAUUGAAUCCCAAAUUGGACAUCCUGUAUCCCAAAAUCGAAUAUCCUGUAUCAACGGGGACUCCAUUACUUUCUCAUUUUGUUGACUGGGUACACAGUGAGGAUUGGCCUGAAGCCAGAUAUAAUACGAAAAUGCGGGUGGUUGCAACCAGACGUAUGUUCAAUAUGUCUAUCUUUGACGACGAUUACAAAUAUUUCGAAGGGCACGUCAGAGAAGGUUUCAAUAUAUUCCCGGAAUCUGCAAUUUUAUUCCUCGUUUGGGAAACUUUAGCUAUGUUCAAAGAGGUAGACUAUAGAGAGAUGUCUGUGAUAUUCAAAGACGUAAAUUUUCACGGUGAAGCCACUAUUAGGAAGGAAGCGCCAGUGAAGUUUGAAAUUUUGAUAUACAAGGGAAGCUACUACUUUGAGGUCAUAUAUGAAAAUUCAAGUAUUGUAGAUGGUUACAUCAAAUACGACAAAGAACCUGCACCACCUGCUGAAAAAGAAGAAGAAGAGCAACCAGUGGUCACUGAACAAGAAAUAAUGUUAAACUUCAGUGACAUCUAUAGAUUUUUCAGUCAGAGAGGAUACGCUUACCAGGGUGAAUUUCAGUCAAUUAAAUCAGUAACUAACAACUUUUCUAAAGCAAACGUGAAAUGGACCGGUGAAUGGAUAACGUUUUUGGACUCGAUGAUACAAAUAAACGUACUGUCAAACAAAUAUGAUGGAAUAUCAACUGUUAAAGUGAUAGAGAAUUUGGUAAUAAAUCCUGUCGAACACAAGCGUGUUAUAGAGAAGCUUCCUACUGGCACUGAGACUGUAGAAGUUAAUCAUGAUUAUAUAUCGAGAGAGACUAGAUACGGCGGUGUCCAAUUAAAUAAUAUUGAAUUUUACAAUAAGCCUUUCAAGCAACAAGUUCCUGAUGUACUUCAAACAAAACAAUUUGUUCCACACUUUCUAACUGGAUAUAUUGAUUUAGUUUCUGCUCUACAAAUUAAUUUACAAGUCACGGUCGAUAAUAUAUCGGCUAACGAAAUAAAUAUCACGAAUCUGUCUGUCCCUACAUUUGCAAUUACGAAUGAAAUUCUAAGAGAAGCAGCCGAUAGAAUACCAGACGCAGUAUUCAAUACGUAUGCUAAAGAAAUUGUUAACUUCGCUACCAUUAAAACAGAUAGACAUGUUUUGAAAGGCAACGUGAUUGUUAUCGAUGAUCUGCUUACUGACGAAAAGAAAAUGACAAAUUUACACGGUGCCAUUGUCGAAAACACUUUCGUAAUAACUAUGGAGAAAGACACAUCAAAAAUAUGCCCCAAAUAUAAAUUAUUCGAUGUAAUUACUGUCAUGUCAACACAAAACCAGUUUCUGAUUUUGCUUAAAAAAAUAACUGCGACUAAAGAGAAAGAAAAGGUGAAGUAUAUAUCUAUCGCUCAUGAUCUGAACUUUUCCUGGGUGCCAGAGGUAGAGAAGGAACUGCGGACGUCGUCACGUGUCAUUCUCGUUUCUGAUAAACAACAUUAUUGUGGACUUAUUGGUUUGGUUAAAAAGCUUAAAAAUAAAUACAGAGCUAACAUUAGUUUAGUGGUCAUCGAAGACUACCAUGCACCUGCAUUUAACCCUGCAGACAGUUUAUAUCAGGAUCAACUACAAAAGCAAUUAACUUUUAAUGUUUUAAAGCAGGGUAAAUGGGGGUCCUAUUACUACGUGCCCAGUGCGACAUCCACUCGCCUGGGCAGCAUAAAACUCACAAGUGCAGUGCCGGGCGACCUCGCCAGCUUAACGUGGAGAGAGCCUGACACGCCUGCGUCCAGCAAGACUUCGGUGACGGUUUAUUAUGCUGGACCGUCCGCAAGAGACGCACAGAGAGCUGUUGGACAAGUAACCGAUAGUAAGGAAUUUGGAAUGGACUUUAGUGGAAUUACCAAGAACGGUGAAAAAGUCAUGGGUCUUAUACCUGGAGGAGCGUUAUCCAGCACUGUCGAAGCUGAUCCAGACUUGCUUUGGCCAGUCCCAGCACAUUGGAAUCUCGAAGAUGCUGCCACAGUACCUUUGGCCUAUAUCCACGCUUACUAUUGUCUGGCUAUAAGAACAAAAUUAAUGGAGGGUACGACGGUGCUGGUGACCGGCGGCGCUGGUGCCCUGGGCCAGGCAGUUAUAUCAAUUUGCCUGUCCCUGAACUGCACCGUGUUCACGACUGUCAGUGAUAUUAAAAAGAAACAAUUCUUGCUUAAACUAUUCCCAACUCUUGAUGAGAAGAAAAUUGGCAAUUCUCGUGAUAUAUCAUUUAAAGAUAUGGUUUGUAUGGAAACUAAAAACAAACGCUGCGGCAUCGUUAUCAACUGUACCAGUGGACUUAUAAGUGAGACUGCAUUGGUGUGUGGUGGAUUUGGUUCGGUUAUUAUCAAUGUAAAUGACUUUGACUCGCAUGCCAACAAGCAUUUCGGAAUGUAUCAAUUAACAGAAGAAAGAAAUUUCCUGGCUGUGAACAUGUCUGCAAUAUUUGAACCGCAAAAUUUGAAUCUCCGAAAGAAAUUGCAAGUAUAUCUAAGUGAAGGGAUAGCAAAUGGUUAUGUGAGGCCUCUGACACGUGUGUUAUAUUCACCAAAUGAUAUAGUUAGGGCAUUCAGACUCUUAUCGCAGAGCAAACACAGAGGACGAGUUCUGAUUAGGAUGAAGGACCCUGUUGCUACAGAUGCCAGCUGCAAUGGCAUACCAAUUGUAACAUACAAUCCAACACAAUCACAAAUAGUAGUGUGUAAUGAAGUAAUAUUGGGAGCGGAAGUGAUAGAGAGGCUUGUGAGAAGAGGAGCCAAGUACAUUGUCAUUCACGCGGACUCUUAUACUUUGACGAAGUAUUUCCUUUCUAGAAUAGAAUCUUGGAAAGCACUGGGAGUGACUAUAAAACUCGUCGCUGUAAACUUACAAACUGAAAAAGGUUGCAUUGACGUCCUAAAUGAGGCGAGGAAGUUGGGUAAUGUAGAGGGAAUAUUUGUAGUUCAGAAACAUUACAGUGUUAAACAAGAAAGUUUUAAGAAAGAGGAAGCUUCUAAGAUAUUCAAAGAAACAGCGCUGGUCGUUGCUAAUAUGGAUCUAAUAUCUAGAAAUAUUUGUAAAGAGUUAAAAUACUUCGUUGUUUUAGCACGGUCAUCAGAGAAUGCCAGUGAUGAAUAUUCAACUUCUGUAUCUGAGAAAGUUUGUGAAAUGAGAUCGGAAGUUGGAUUGCCAGCACUUUUCUACCGCAUCGAUUGGACAGAUGAGCUAAGCACAAAUACAGAUAAUCAACACAAACUACCGUUGCAAUCAUACUUUUCUAUACUGAACGCUCUUGAAACAAGUCUCAAACUUGAAAAUAGUAAUGUUAUAUCGUUUAAUAUCAAUAAGCGUGUCUCUGAAAAUAUCAUAAGCAAAAUUGAAACAAUAUUGGGUAUUAAAAGUAUAAAUGAGGUACCGGACGAUGUUACAUUGGAAGACUUCAGUCUCAACGAAGUGAGUCUAGAAGAAAUAAAGUCUGUUAUAAAGGAAACAUAUCACGUGGUGUAUCCUACGAAAACACUGCAACAAAUGACGAUUGAAAGCUUUAAAAAUUUAAAACAAAUUGUCAUGGUACAGAAUACUCAAUUUGACAGCGGUCUCGGUGCAUUUUAUACGUUCAUAGAUGACGAUGAAUGUAAAGCAACCGAGCCUAUGGUGGUGAUGCCUACGAAAUUGAACAGUUACAUUGAGAACGAAGAAGAGUUGAAUUUCAACGCUAACUUCCUGAUGAUGAUACCAGGUUUCGAGGGUCAUUACAGAAUAUUCCGAACCAUAUCUGAGAGACUCAAAAUCCAGGCCAUGACGUUCCAAUUGGGGCCAGAUUUGAAAGAUGAAACUAUUUCAGAAAUGGCCAGCAAUAUUCUAACGUUCGUGAAGAAAAGGUUUGAGAUGAAACCAAAUUUCUACCUCUUGGGCUACUCAUUUGGAGUCAACAUCGCGCUUGAGUUGGCAGCAUUGCUGGAGAAAGAUGGUCACAAAGGGAUCGUAUAUUGUUUGGACAGCAGCCCGGACGCACUGCGGACUCAUUUGAAUGCAUACGUAGGUAAUUUAUCAGAUUCAGACCUAGAAAAUGCUAUCAUCGAACAUUUCUAUCAACUCAUGGCUGGAAAACAUAAUGAAGAACUUAAAAAGGAUUUACAAAACGCCGAAACCUGGUCUGAGAAGAUUGAAGCCUGCACAUUUAAGCUUAAAGGACUGGCUAAAUACUCGUUGGAGUAUAAAAAUUCGUUGUUCAAUGAAGCGUAUAGGAGAAUCAAAAUGGCAUAUGAAUACGAGCCUAAAUUCAAGUUGGAGUCGCAAUUGGUGUUGAUUCGAGGCAUCGCUCAUCCUAAAGCAGAGAAUCUGUCUGAUGAUUAUAAUUUAUCGAAGUAUACAACACAGCCGGUGAAGAUUGUGGACAUAAAUAGUGACCACAGUCUGGCACCAAACGAUUGCAGGAUCUCCAACAUCAUUAAUAGCAUGUUAGAUGAGCAUUUGAUCGAGGAGUACCAAAAGACGAGCCAGUGCGAAGUGUAUUACGCAAACGCAUUCAAGAUGUUCUAA
Molecule: messenger RNA, 7053 nt
Organism: Achroia grisella
Lineage: Eukaryota; Metazoa; Arthropoda; Insecta; Lepidoptera; Pyralidae
Product: fatty acid synthase-like
Exons: 40
Coding region: 1-7053 (2350 amino acids)
Biological process (GO): fatty acid biosynthetic process
Molecular function (GO): fatty acid synthase activity; oxidoreductase activity
Source: RefSeq, a predicted model, not a curated record